CAGCUCUGCUAUUUCGAUUCGGUUUAAUUUGGUUCAGUUCAAUUAGAUGAAAACCACUCAAGAGCCCUAAUUGUGGGCGAACCUGAAAACCUCCAUGGCUCUUCUUCUGCUCCGUACUCUUCAGAAAGCUCGCAUUUCUCCUUCUCAUUCUCCAUUUCAUCCCAGAAGAACCCUAUUUUCUUCGGCUCGAUGUAAAUCUCUGUUACAAACUCACCAGUCGUCACAAGACAUCACCACCUCGACUUCAGUUCUCCCUUCGCGGCGAUCCUACGCCGCGAUCGCGACGGCUAAUUCCCCCUUCCGAUCCAACAUCCUGCGAAUUUUAAGAAAUGAGAUCCAGUAUCAAUCGGAUUAUGCUCCUCCGCAUCAGCCAGCGACUGAGUUCAAAUCAUACUCCGUCCAAGAUUGUCCCGGCGAGCAAUGCAUCGUGAUGAAGGGAAAUUUUGGAAGAGACGAGACAAUCAAAAUGGAAGCAACUAUGUUUGAUGGGUUUAUGACUGUGCCAAGAACCGGUUUAGAUGCUUCAGGGCGCGAUCUCCGUCUCCACAUCAGCUUGCUUGUCGACAUUUCCAAGGCUGAUGGAAGUGAAGAGAUCGAGUUCCUCUGUUCCGUCUGGCCUAACCGUAUUGAAAUUCAAAAGCUUUACAUGCUUAGACGCAACCAAGUCACUGGUCAGCCUUACAUGGGACCCAAAUUCGAGAGUUUGAAGUAUGAUUUUCAGACAGCGAUUAAGGAGUUUUUGCGAGUAAGAGGAAUCGACGGGGAGCUUUGUUUUUUCUUGCAUGAAUAUAUGAUGAAUAAGGAUAGGAUUGAGCUCAUUCAAUGGUUGAGAAAGCUAAAUUCAUUCAUCGCCAAGUAAACACGAAUCUUUUUUGUUGUUUUUGUCUUGACUACUUUUGUCUUUAGGUGCAUAAUACUUACUUAGAGUCAAAGACUGGUGCGGCCUUUUUGACUGCUUCUCUGAAACAAAACGGCCUUAGAUGAAUAAACAAGAAAACUUGGGCCCAUUCUCCUUUAGGAUGGAUUGUUGAACUGUUAAAUAAAUUUUUUUUCUUCCAGUAAAAUUAACUUUGGAGCCACUCGACAUGUUAAAACACUCUCAAAUAAUCAAAUCUCA
Messenger RNA from Thlaspi arvense, 1117 nucleotides. Lineage: Eukaryota; Viridiplantae; Streptophyta; Magnoliopsida; Brassicales; Brassicaceae. The record is from the annotation of a GenBank genome assembly.